CGGCGCGGGGGUGCCCGGAGUCCCGCCCGCGCGGUCGCGCACACCCCAGCGCUCACACGCGCACACACGCCGAAGUGCACCCCACUCUGGCUCGCAGCCAGCCGCUGAGGCCGCCCCGGCGCAGCGUGCAACAUGGCGCUGGUCCCCUGCCAGGUGCUGCGCGCCGCCAUCCUCCUGUCCUAUUGCUCCAUCCUGUGCAAUUACAAGGCCAUUGACAUGCCCGCGCAUCAGACCUAUGGAGGCAGCUGGAAAUUUCUGACCUUCAUAGACCUGGUUAUCCAGGCAGUUUUCUUUGGGAUAUGCGUCUUGACGGACCUGUCCAGCCUUCUCACUAAAGGAAAUGACAGUCAAGAACAAGAGAGGCAGCUGAAAAAGCUCAUUUCCCUCCGUGACUGGAUGAUGGCUGUUCUAGCUUUCCCUGUUGGAGUGUUCGUUGUGACGAUGUUUUGGAGCAUCUAUAUCUAUGACAGGGAACUGGUUUACCCAAAGCUGCUCGAUAAUUUUAUACCAGCAUGGCUAAAUCAUGGGAUGCAUACAACAGUUUUGCCCUUUGUAUUAAUCGAGAUGAGAACAACACAUCAUCAGUAUCCCAGCAGGAGCUGUGGACUGGCGGCAGUGUGCACCUUUGCUGUUGGCUAUAUUUUAUGGGUGUGCUGGAUUCACCACGUCACAGGAGUGUGGGUGUACCCACUUCUUGAUCACCUCAGUCCAGGUGUCAAAGUAGUAUUUUUUGCAGCCGUUACUGUAAUAAUUAACAUGUUCUACUUGGUGGGAGAGGUCUUGAACAACUACAUCUGGGAUACCCAAAAAUGUAUUGAAGAAGGAAAAGAAAAGCCAAAAUUGGACUGAAAAACAGAGGCAACAUGGAGCAUUGUUUACGGCUUCACAGAAGAUUUCUCAUCACCAACAGAGGUUGGCAUGGAGAGGAAUCUUUUGGAAAGGAGGAAGUUUAACAGGCAGUCUGCUCAGUACAAGGAUAUUUGGGGGUUUUAUAUGGAGGGAAAAUGAUUUUAGCUAAGAAUAAUAAUGUUUCAACAUCAUUCCUAUGUCUCCAUUCUUGCAUGUAACAUGCACAUAUAAGAUGUAUAUUUAUCUCCAUGGCACUCAUGUGAAUUCCUUGCAUCAAAUAAGUCAUUAAAUCAUAAAAUCAUUAAAUUUUUUCACUUCGAGCAAGAAGAACAAUGAAUCCAUCUGUAUUUCUUGAGAAAAGCUUAACCAGAUAGUUCUAAUGUGGGGAAACAAAACAAUAUAUAUUUCAAAAUACAGUGUAAAAAUACGGUAGAAGUUAAUUGCAUGAAUGUAUCCAAAGAAGAAUUCAAUCUGAUGGAAAUAUUAAUGUAACACUAUGUAACAGCUGCCUUAAAUCAGUGAUGUUAAUUUUUUGAGACCAUUGAAAUCUUAUUUGCAGUGUUAGACUAUCUGAAUAUGAUGCAGCUUUUCUUAAAUAGGCCUAAAUAAAGAUCAGAUUAUCCCAGCA
Pezoporus occidentalis (night parrot) is the source of this 1477-nucleotide messenger RNA. It is a transcript of the gene AIG1, whose product is annotated as androgen induced 1. The record is from RefSeq and is a predicted model, not a curated record. Gene Ontology annotation, cellular component: endomembrane system; membrane. The transcript is spliced from 6 exons. NCBI's taxonomy places the organism in Eukaryota, Metazoa, Chordata, Aves, Psittaciformes, Psittacidae. The coding region runs from base 133 to 849 and encodes 238 amino acids.